UCCUCAGCUGUAGGACCUGAAAACAUCUACACAUACUCAACAUGGGCAUCAUGACCCAACACAAGGACCUGGCGAUUAAAUACUAAAUACAGUGGACUGCAUUUUCUUCAACUUUUAGACGAGAAACUUUUCAACAUGAGGAAUGUUUGAGGGAACUUUUAAAAAAUAUAUAUACAUACAGUAACAAGGUGAAGUUACAGGAACUGAGAAAACAUGAGUAUAAAGAGGAAAAAGAGUGGACUGAUGAUCAAUUGGCAGAAGUCAUUCUCCAUUUUGGCUCCUUGGAGAAGAGGCAAAGGAGACCGCGACACAGUACUUGACAGUGCAGUUGUGCUGACUAAAAUGAAGCUAUUCAGAAACUUUAAUGAGAGGCUUUUCGAGGAGGGUACCUUCCCUCCUACCCUCUCAGCAGCCUCUGAAGAGAAGGACUCACAUCAUUCCAAAGAACCUUUUGUGGAGUCUCAAAUUGUUGACAAGUCAGCACAGCUUCAAGCCUACACCAGUACAGACUACCUGUCCGACAUGUUCUCAGACUCUCAGCUAACCAGGUUGUACAAGUUUGAGUCAGAGGACUCUGGAGUGGAGUUGUCAAGCGGUCACUCUCCAUCUACUCCGACAGGCUCUGACCACAACUUUGUUGUCCACAGUCGUGAAUCAUCUUGUGACUCGUCUAAUUUAAACAUGGACCCGACAACAGAAUCUGAUGAGCAAACAAGACAUAAACAGAACUGUGACAUUUCAAAGGCCAAACUCGAGAUCAGCUCUUCAGUCUCAAGAAAUGAACUGAAUAUUUGUGAGGACCUGGAAAUGGAUGAGUGCAGUAUGUCACCAAUAAUCCCUGCGACGGAUGAGGAAAACCUUGAGAAAACGGGAAAAUUUGAACAUGGGAAAGAAGUCUCAUUAGAAACGUCUAACAACAAGGCCGAGAAUGACUUUGAAACUUCACAGGAGAGUAGCACCUGUGAUAACUUUGUCAAAUACAUGAACACAUGCUGCAUACUUAAUGAGACACACCAAUCAAGCUGCAAUCCUUUGGGGUCAGGACUUGGGUACCUAGAGCACAUUUGCCAACUCAUUGAGAAAAUUGGACAGCUGCAGGAGAACAACCUUCGCCUUCAAAGGCAUAUCUGUCGCUUGCAGAAGGAUGGCAGAAUGACAAAGACUAAAGAGGACUUCUUCCUACACCAUUGCAGCUGUGGUGCAGCCAAUCUGGCCUUUGAGGAUGUUUUGUCACCCAGUGGAACACUCUCAGAUCUGUCCACCAUCCCGGAGGUCUCCCGGAACCCACUCAUAUCGUCCCAUAGUAACACGAGCUUUGACAGAAUGACACCAAUCCCUCUGUGGAAGAGAAGUCUUAACCAAAUAAAUUGCUACGACGGGGAUAGCCUACUCCGGGAGGGCACCGGAAGGCUUUCAGUCACUUUUCAGCCGAUCGGUGAUUAUGACACAUGGGACAGAGUCAAGCACCUGGUGAAAAGAACGAAUGUGAGGAAUAAGAGCAAACUAGGAUUAGUCAGAACCCCACUAAAGAUGUCCUGUCCACAGCUGUACAGGCCUGAUCUUGGACAAAAGGAACCUGCUGACAGAAAUAGGAAUUCCAUGAUUGUCUUGGGACACUCCAACAAAUCGUACAUCCCUUGGCUACAAUAAAUAGCAAGAUUGGAUCCAGAUGUCAUCACGCAAGUACUAGGGGCCGAGCAUUCCAGAUGAUUCAAGACCGGGAACAGAAAACGUAUGUAAAUGUAACGUAUGUAAAUGAAUGUAGAUUCCAGAAUGAAGAGUGUUUUUGCAGCAUAGUAUGUUGGAGUAAAGGGAAAGUCUGUGACCUUUACAUUUGGCUAAACUGGGGAAAGGUGAACAUACAUUUAAAACAAUAUUCUAUGUCCAGUAACAAACAGUAUUAUAAUAGCCACAUUUGUGUACCACUUAUUUCAUAUAUUUAGUUCUCCUUGGGUGUUGGUGUGCAUAUGCAGUAUACUGUAUGAUUUGGUCGAAAGCGUAGGGCAUGCAAAAAUUUUGUGUAAAACAAAGGUUUCUAUGGAUUAUCAUGUCAGCAUGAUGUAUGUUGAAGGGUACUCACUCCUAUUAUGUAACAAACAUUACAUCACUUGAAUCAAUCAAACAAGAGCCUGCCUGUCUGUCUGUACAGUAUUUCAUUUCCCUCCUCCUGUUGUCAUCUUGCAGUUGAACAGACUCACAUUCUAUCAAGAUAUGCUCAAUGAUUUAUCUGUUCAUGCCUUUAAACUUAGCCCAUCUUUAUCUUUAGAAAAUGACGGCCGUUGAACUGUUAUGGCAUAGCACAGAGAAAUACAGUAUACACUAAGUCUGCUAAUAAAUUAUAAACAAAUUUAAAAAAUGCAGAAUAAAUUGGGAAACAUGACCAGUCAAUCCCACCAAAAUGUUCUGACAACAUUCAUUUUUAUUGGAAACAAAGAAACAGAAACAGUUUGACUGUAACUCGAAUAGAAAAACAAGAAUUUUUUAUACAGUGGAUUUCAAACGUCUUGUAUUCGUAUAGUGAUUGAACAAAAAAGGGACAAGGUUGUUUUGGAGGUUCUGUAUUUCAUUAUUUUCCUUAUUGGUGGUUGAAAAAAAUACUGUAUCAACAUUUACAUUUUACAGUCCUUGGGUUUCUAUAACUUUGUUCCUAUCACAUGCUGAAAAUGCAGCUGUAUUAUUUUGUUUUUUAUAUCCUUUUUGCAGGUAAAUGUAUAUAAGAAUAUUGUACAUCUGUCCAACAACUUUACUACUAACUGUUGUAUCUUGCA
Corythoichthys intestinalis (scribbled pipefish) is the source of this 2768-nucleotide messenger RNA. RefSeq lists its product as uncharacterized. NCBI's taxonomy places the organism in Eukaryota, Metazoa, Chordata, Actinopteri, Syngnathiformes, Syngnathidae. The record is from RefSeq and is a predicted model, not a curated record. The transcript has 8 exons. Bases 214 to 1650 code for a protein of 478 amino acids.